This is a messenger RNA of Fraxinus pennsylvanica, 708 nucleotides long. Lineage: Eukaryota; Viridiplantae; Streptophyta; Magnoliopsida; Lamiales; Oleaceae. The record is from the annotation of a GenBank genome assembly.
AUGGAGUUUGAGGAUCAAGAAGAGGAGCAUGAAGAAGAGAUUGGAUUGGCACCGACAAGGUACGACUCACUAGGGAACUCGAACUCAAUUUGUCCGACGACAAAAACGCCCAGCUACUCGACAGAAGCGACACCUCAGAUGAGGCCCAGGUACAAAGAGUGUUUGAAAAAUCACGCUGUGGGCAUUGGAGGCCACUCAGUGGAUGGCUGCGGCGAGUUCAUGGCUGCCGGAGCUGAGGGUUCCAUGGAAGCUCUCAUAUGCGCUGCCUGUAACUGCCAUCGCAAUUUCCACCGGAAAGAAGCAGUCGAAGGCCACCAUCAACGGCUACUCUUGGCCCACCACCCUCAAAGGCAUUUUAGCUACACCAGCCCAACUGGGUACCUCCAUGUUGCUGCACCCCAGCAACAGCAACCGAGGGUUGCUGCGCUGCCCUUACCUUUCACCUCAGGUGGCGUGAUUGGCUCAAGAGACGAGUUCGAGGAUUAUUGCUCGAACCCGAGUAGCAGCGCGGGGAAGAAGAGAUUCAGGACGAAGUUUACAGCAGAACAGAAGGGGAAAAUGCUGAAUUUAGCUGAGAGAUUAGGGUGGAAGAUGCAGAAGGAAGAUGAAGAACUGGUGCAGCAAUUCUGCAAUGAAGUUGGAGUGAAAAGGCAAGUGUUUAAAGUGUGGAUGCAUAACAACAAGCAGAAUCUUGGUAAGAAAACCUAA